Messenger RNA from Hyalella azteca, 2262 nucleotides. RefSeq names its product transcriptional repressor CTCFL. Gene Ontology annotation, molecular function: RNA polymerase II transcription regulatory region sequence-specific DNA binding; DNA-binding transcription factor activity, RNA polymerase II-specific. Bases 165 to 1106 code for a protein of 313 amino acids. NCBI's taxonomy places the organism in Eukaryota, Metazoa, Arthropoda, Malacostraca, Amphipoda, Hyalellidae. The record is from RefSeq and is a predicted model, not a curated record. Gene Ontology annotation, cellular component: nucleus. The transcript has 3 exons. Gene Ontology annotation, biological process: regulation of transcription by RNA polymerase II.
UGGUUCUUCUGCAGACAUAAAUUUUAUGAGCGAAAAGUUGAUAAUAUUUCAAAUAUAAAAUUUUAUGAAGUACAUGGAACACAGAUAUUGAUUCAAACGAUUGUAACAUUCGAUUGUAACAUUCUUGCCAUUGCAUUAUCAACUGAAGAUCAUUGCAUGCUUAGAUGGCAUUCACAAUAAAAAAAUGCAGCAUGAUGCUGCAUAAACUCUCUGAUGCUGUUGUCAGAAGUGAUGGGCGCCCUGAACAGAGUCUGCCACAAGCGUCUGCUGAUGCUGUUGAAGUCAAGUCUGAGGAAGCUCGUGCUCCUUCUCCGCUUCUCUUCAUGAAGGACGAGCCUGAAGAUGAAGUGAUGUAUGAUGUGUCUGUGAAGAAUGAACUUUGCAGUGAGCAUGUAAAACUUGAAGACGGAUAUCUGCAGGAGGAACGAGUCCUGUUUGAAGAUGAGAACAGCGCCGGUGUGUCGGCACGUGAGGAGGCAUCAAGAGACGCUCCUGGCGGUGCUCACGUCUCUGGGGCGUCCAGCUCAAAGCAACGCUCCAGGUGCACAUUUUCCCAGCGUGGGUUAUUGGCUAUUGGUGCCGCCCAUCUGCAGCGGCAUAUUCAUCUUACACGGCAACCCACGCGCGCAGGACCUGCCGCUGAAAGACCAAGUAAACGCUCCCCAAUCAAGCUCACUCGCACCCAUCAAAAGGACCGCCGUAAGCAAUUACUUCUUGGACAAUCUUCUGCGAAGCCACACCGAUGCUCAAUAUGCGGCGAUUAUAAUUCGGUCUCAAAAGCUAACUUAAAGCGACACAUUCUUCACAAACAUUCGUCAGACAAGCCUUACCGAUGUUCUGAAUGUAAUUAUGCGUGUGUCGAAAAAGGUACCUUAAGCCGACACAUUCAUAGCAAACAUUCGUCAGACAAGCCUUUCCGCUGUUCUGACUGCGAUUAUGCGUGUGUCGAAAAAGGUAACUUGAAGCAACACAUUCUUCGCAAGCAUUCGUCAGACAAGCCUUACCGAUGUUCUUACUGCGAUUUUGCGUGUGUCAGAAAAGAUGCAUUGAAAAAGCAUGUCCGUUCCAAGCAUGCAUUAGUGAACGCUCCUUGUGGCUCAGUGUGAGGCUUCACUUGUGUCCGAACCUCGGACCUCUCAGUGUAUAACGGUGUUUGAGCUUUGAACUGGAAUUUCUUUGUGCACAAUUGUGUUGGAAAAUGGAACGUCUUGGUGUACAACGGUGUUUGAGCUUUGAACUGGAAUUUCUUUGUGCACAAUUGUGUUGGAAAAUGGAACGUCUUGGUGUACAACGGUGUUUGAGCUUUGAACUGGAAUUUCUUUGUGCACAAUUGUGUUGGAAAAUGGAACGUCUUGGUGUACAUUUGCAUCGGAAAAUGGAACCUCUUAUAAUUCUUGGAAAUUAUUGUUUUUGUAUAUUUUGCGUUAGAUAAAUGAGUGUUUUUUGUUCAGUUUGAAAAUGGAUAAAAAACAUUUCCAGCUUUUUGUGCUAAAAUAUUGAGACGGAUGUUGACUGGAUGAGUACUCAAUUAAUGAAAAUUUUAAUCAGGCUCAUUCAGAAUCGAUGAAUUUUUAGUUUUAAUGUCGUUCCAAUAAUUUUCAGUUUUAAUGCCGUUCCAAGUAUCAAUCAUGAUGUUCUCCUCUACUAGACUUCUUGUCUUCCAUAAUUAAGAUAAAGGAAUUAGAUGUUUGUAUGUAACCCAUUGUAUUCAUCUUUAAUGUGGUCCAAUCGUGGCCCCGCACCUAACUCACGGGAUUGUUGUCUCUACGUUGCUGAGGAAAUUAAGACAAAAUUGUGAGAAAAAGAUUGCAGUGUCUGGAAAGAUAGAUUUUUACUUUUAGAAAAACUAAUAGCUGCAGAUAACUUAGGCAAAUUUAAGUGUGAUGGAAAUUAAACGAUUUCUUAGGUCCUGUAGGUGAUAGAAAUUCAGUCAGAUAUAAUGUGCAUGGGUAAAUUGAACAAUUUUUCGCCAUACUCAGGUACUCUCUGUAUGAAGACCGCACCGUCCACAGCCUCAGUAUGAAGACCGUAAGUCCACAGCCUCAGUAUAAUCAUGGCCUGCUUCUCAGAACCAUGUGCUUAAGCUUAAAAAAUUUAUUGGUGAAAAUUUCCGUACUUGAUUUAACACUAUCUCACCGACUGGAGACGCUAAUUUUAUGUAGGAACAGCAAGAGUUUAUUCAGUCCGUCGAACUAUCUCUACAGUUAUUUACCUUUAUUAGUUUGUAUCGAUUCACAAUAAAAAGCAUUGUCACGCGUUUCA